Messenger RNA from Apis florea (little honeybee), 2086 nucleotides. RefSeq lists its product as uncharacterized. Gene Ontology annotation, cellular component: plasma membrane. Gene Ontology annotation, biological process: sensory perception of smell; detection of chemical stimulus involved in sensory perception of smell. NCBI's taxonomy places the organism in Eukaryota, Metazoa, Arthropoda, Insecta, Hymenoptera, Apidae. The record is from RefSeq and is a predicted model, not a curated record. Gene Ontology annotation, molecular function: olfactory receptor activity; odorant binding.
UUUUUGUAAAACUCUCUAUAUUAUCCACAUUUCGCAAAUAACAAUGUUCCACUGUUUUUGACAAAGAGAGUCCACACCUAGAAGUAGAAAAAGUUAAUAUUAUUGAAACACAUUGCAAGCAGAGAUACAAUGAUUUUUUUUUUUUUCUUUUAGAAUUUAAUAAUUUCAAUACACAGUAAUUUGAAAAUCUUUUUGUCUGUUACCAAUUGUUUAACGAAUGCCAUAUUGUAUAGCGCAGCCAUAGCAAUCAAUAUUUCAGGAUAAUCAUAGAUGUUCGAUUUUCAGUAUAAGUGGCAGACGCCAAUAUAACCGUAGAGAACUAUCAUUUUCUUAUCUACGAUACAAUUAUACCCAACGUCGAUUAAUUUAAAUGGGUAAUGAUGCGUACUUGUCGUAUAAGAUUCAAAAUUAUGCUUAAUAACUGGUUACACGCAUCGAGUCAUAUAUCAUCAAAUGUCUAGUAUAAUUGCAUUCAUCAAAUUGAUUUCUUUCAUUUCGAAAAGAAAGACGUUCAUCCUCUUGAUAUCGUUUCUGUAUCAGUUGCAUACCUGAAAAUAUGGACGAAGACCAGAAAUAAAUGUACCAAUAUAUUUGAUAUUCCUUAUUAUAAACUGCUCGAGAAAUACAUGAAAUUUUUGGGACAAGAUCCACGCCAAAGAGACGGAUUCAGAAAUAUUAUUGUAAUUGCAAUGGUGACUAGUAUUUCUGGCAUUCUUAUUCCAACGUAAGUAAUCAGGUAAUGUUGUUAAACGAUCGGGACCUGGAAUUCAUUAGUCAUUAGAAUUAUACACGUCAUUAUGUGAUAAAAAUAUGGACGCAGUGAUCGAGUGUCUGCCCCAUUUGAUCGCGGCUGCAACGAGUGUCGUUAAACUUCUGAAUAUUCAUUUCAACAGGGAAAAUUUUAAAAAAUUGUUUGAAUUUAUAACAAAAGAAUGGGAAAAGUUUGAGUUAAAUAAUCAAUUUCAUGUUCUCGAAGAAAUCACCAUAAAAGGUAGUAAAAUGGCACAGUUGUAUCGAAAUACAUUGUUAUCCUUCAUGGUAUUAUUUUUACUCGUACCACUGAUCUUUCCUCUUCUGGAUAUUGUUCAUCCAUUAAACGAAACUCGAUCGAGACAGCAAUUAUUUAGAGUUAAUUAUUUGAUCUUUAACCAUAAUGACUAUUUUUUUUACAUAUAUUUGCAGUUAGCUUGGGGAUCUGUCAUUGUUGUGAUGAUCAUAGUUACUAUAGAUUCAUUGUACAUGAUUAUAAUUCAUCACAGCAGCGGAAUGUUUGCGAUGUGUGGGUAUAAAGUUCAAGAAGCGACCAGAUAUCCGAAUCUAUUCAAUGACAGAAUUAUUUCAGAAAAUUACACGUAUGAACAGCUUAAAAAUUGCAUAACCACUCACGAUAAAGCCAUUCAGUUUUAUAAUAUUCUGAACGAGAGCAGUCGAAAUAGUUAUUUAAUUCAGGUUGGAUUAAAUAUGAUGGGUAUAAGCGUGACAGCUGUCCAAACAGUCGUAAAUCUAGAUAGACCGGAAGAAGCGAUUAGAACUGCUGUAUUUCUUGGAGCUGAGCAAUUUCAUUUGUUUGUAAUUAGUUUACCUGGACAGGUACUUUUGGAUCAUUGUACAGAAUUGGCAAAUAAUAUAUAUAGCUCUACAUGGUAUGGAAUACCAGUAAAAAUUCAGAAAGUACUCCACAUGAUGCAAAUAAGGAGUAAAAAGCCGUGUUCAUUGACAGCGGGCGGAUUGUACGAAAUGAAUAUGGAAAAUUUCGGAAUAGUAUGUAAUAAUUAUAGAAUUAUUACUUAUAACUUUAUAUUUAUUAACAUUUAUACGAUCAUUAUUAUUUUAAGACGUUUAAAACUUGCAUGUCAUAUUUCACGAUGUUAAUGUCACUAAAGAAAUGAGUAUACAUAAUACGUCGAAAAUAUUUAGUUCAUGACUUCAUUUUGUAUCUAGAUCAAGAAUAGUAGAACAAAUAUGUAUUGUUAAUAUAUAUAUUGUUGAAAAGUUAAAAUGAUUUUUUUUAAAGUUAUUUAAUCAUAUUUUCUAUACGAUAUGGAUAGUAUUUUAAUAAUAAAUUAUAAUAAAUUGUAUUACAAAA